This is a messenger RNA of Fomitopsis serialis, 738 nucleotides long. RefSeq lists its product as uncharacterized. The annotation marks the transcript as partial. The transcript is spliced from 5 exons. NCBI's taxonomy places the organism in Eukaryota, Fungi, Basidiomycota, Agaricomycetes, Polyporales, Fomitopsidaceae. The record is from RefSeq and is a predicted model, not a curated record.
UACGUGGUCCGGGCGCUGACUGGAUACCCCACGUCCGCUCCGGCACAAGCACUGGCGGACGUCGUGCGUGUGGACCUCACCGUUCCGACGGACGUCCAUGAGGCGCUACAAGGAUGCUGGGGCGUGUUCGGCGUCACGAACUUCUAUGACCCCAAAAUCAAGGAUGACCCAGAGAGCGAGGAGAGGCAGGGCAAGAACCUGGUCGAUGCCGCCUUAGCUGCCGGGAAAUACCACGUCACGCAGUACAUCCAGGAGACAGGUCUUCCCGCGACCUUCCUUUACACGGGCAACUUCUACGAGAACAUGGUCUAUCGCUCGCACAUGGUGUAUCACCGCGACAAGGACCAGGUGGAGUUCCUUCAGCCCAUCGUCUCAGUCGCGAUGCUCUACGUCGAGAAGAACCUGUCUGCCAUCACGAAGGCCGUACUCGACCACUGGGGGGACGAGCCAUGCGGAGCUGAACCACAAGUUCCUUUACUGUGCCAGCGGGCGGCUCUCCGCUCUAUAAUUGCGAUAGCACCCUCGAUCACGGGAACGCCGUGCGCCUGCACGAUUCUCAUGACGACGCAUGUACCUGACCGCGACAUCAUGCUGCAUCUCUACAACGAGAUGGGGAUGUACGGCACGAAGGAGAUCCCGGACGAGAACGUCUUGAAGUUGGGCGUGCGGCUGCAUGACAUCGACAACUUUGUGCGGAGCAGGCUGACGCUUCACUUGGGCUUGUCAGUCGUGGUCUGA